This is a messenger RNA of Colletotrichum costaricense, 1998 nucleotides long. RefSeq lists its product as uncharacterized. The transcript is spliced from 4 exons. Gene Ontology annotation, cellular component: nucleus. The record is from RefSeq and is a predicted model, not a curated record. Gene Ontology annotation, biological process: regulation of DNA-templated transcription. Gene Ontology annotation, molecular function: transcription cis-regulatory region binding; zinc ion binding; DNA-binding transcription factor activity, RNA polymerase II-specific. Lineage: Eukaryota; Fungi; Ascomycota; Sordariomycetes; Glomerellales; Glomerellaceae. The coding region runs from base 1 to 1998 and encodes 665 amino acids.
AUGCCGACGGGGAUCGAAACCCGCGACUCGGGGGCCGCCGAGUCGGUCAACGGCGGCAUCGCCGCACCCUACGGCCGGGCCUGCACCAACUGCUCCCGCGCAAAGUGCAAAUGCAUCCUCCGCCCCGUCGGUGGGGCCUGCGAGCGGUGUCACCGGCUCGGCAAGUCGUGCCAGCCGAGCAACCCCAUCCGGAAACGCUCCAAGAAGCCGCCGUCCAGCCGGACCGCGCAGCUGGAGGAGAAGCUUGAUGGACUUGUUACGCUGCUGAGGCAGUCGGGAAGGCCGAACUUGUCGGCUGAUUUGGGUGUUGAUAUUCACUUGUCUGGGGGGUCUGUUUCCUCUUCGUCGACGACGGCUGCUGCUGCUGCUGCGGAGGCGGCGAGGAGGCAGUCAUCUGAGAUGGGAGAUGUGCAUGGCGCUGGCGGCGAGGGUGGUGGAGGAUUUGACUCGGCGCAGCAUUUCGGCAAAGGUGAUCGCAGAGACCGUGGGGCGUCGUUGCCGACGCCGACGCAGACGGCUAGCCCCGAAGAACCCGGGUACGGCGACGAGUUACCAUCGCCAGACGAGGCGGAGGCACUCUUUGAGGCGUUUCGUGGUCAGAAUCUCAAAUACUUCCCGUUUCUCAACUUCAAGGCUACGAUGACGGCCGAGGAGCUGCGCGGCGAGAGGCCGUUUUUGUGGAUCUGCAUCAUGACAGUCGCGUCGAGGGUAUCAAGUCAACAGCUUGCGCUGGGGCAGCGUGUGCGGCAGAUUGUGAGCCACAAGCUGCUUGUCGAGAAUGAGAGGAGUAUCGAUUACCUUCUCGGGUUGUUGGUGAUUUUGGGAUGGGCAAACCACCAGCUUGGUAACAAGCCGUUCAUGUGCUUGUUCUGUCAGAUUGCUAUCGGUCUCAUCUUUGACCUGGGAAUGUCCCGCGACCCCUUGGACAGCCUGAACCCUUUCCUCUGCUGGAAGGCUGCUCAGGAGAGGGCUGACCGGGAGAAGACUGGGACUGUGGGGCAGACUCUGUAUGUCAAGUCGCAGAUGCCGCGGACGAUGGAGCAGAGGAGAGCUGUGGUUGCGUGCUACCUCAUCUCGUCGGCCGUCGCGAGUUUCUUGGGCAAGAUGGACCCCUUGCGUUGGACACCACACAUGGAUGAAUGUCUGCAAGUUCUCGACGAGCAGCCCGAGUCGCCCUCAGACCGCACCCUCGUAGCACUAGUCAGGAUGCAGCUACUCAAGGAGGAGGCCGGGAAGAUGUCCGCGGCAUGGCGUCCCGAAACCACGUUCGACAUCGUCGAUUCGCACAGGACGCCGCCUGCCAUGUAUGUCAAGCUGCUACAGAGGCAGCUUCAGCAGCAUAUCCAGAGCCUGCCGUCAGAGCUCCAAAGCACAGACACGAUCAUCGCCCAACUUCAUUGCACAGAACUUUCCAUCCAAGAAAUCGCCCUCUCCAACAAGACAGGCACCUGCGUGCCCGCCAACCUCCCCGACGUAGCCCGCCUCGACAUCUACUACGCCUGCCUGCACGCCGUGAAAGCCUGGUUCGACCACUUCCUGACCCUCCCGCCCGCGGCCUACUACACCACCCCCUUCCUCACCUUCUCGCAGCUCUCCCACUGCAUAAUCGCGCUCUAUCGCCUCUCGGUGCUCGAGGACCCCGUCUGGGACCGGGCCAGCGUGCGGUCAACGAUUGAUCUCAUUGCUACGCUCGACGAGAUCGGCGACCGGUUUAUGAGAGUUUGCAGCGAGGCUGGAUUGAAUGUUGACGUUGAGGAGGGAAAUGCGUUUGCGAAAGCUGUUAAGACCAUCAAGGGGCUCAAGGGAACGUGGGAGGCUUCUAUGGCGCCGUUGGCCAAGGUUGAUGCGCCUGCUGCAACGGGGGUUGACGGGACGGGUGUCCUUGGGGCUGGGAUGGGUGGCGGUGCUGGGGUUGGGGAGGUUGAGUUGGGGCAGUUUGGAUUGGAUUUGAUGGAUAAUCGGUGGUUUACGGAUAUCUUUACACCGUUCGACUUUUAG